Messenger RNA from Musca domestica (house fly), 4445 nucleotides. RefSeq lists its product as uncharacterized. Gene Ontology annotation, biological process: monocarboxylic acid transport; transmembrane transport. Lineage: Eukaryota; Metazoa; Arthropoda; Insecta; Diptera; Muscidae. Bases 1596 to 4322 code for a protein of 908 amino acids. The record is from RefSeq and is a predicted model, not a curated record. Gene Ontology annotation, molecular function: monocarboxylic acid transmembrane transporter activity. The transcript has 5 exons.
UAGGAGAACAUAUAUUAACUUGUACGAAGCGUGAAGAACGAACAGUUGAGCAUUAACUACGUUACCGAACGGUUGCUAAAACCCCAAGCUAUACAAAAGCUAAGUGAGAAAAAAAUCCUUUGUUAUAAAAGAAAAUCCCAGUCUACAGCAAUUACACAAGAGCUCGGGAAGAUUUUUCAAAUUUUCUUCCUUGAAAUUUUUAUGAAUAAAAUAAUUAAAAUAUCACGGGAAUAACAAAACAAAGUAGACGCCAAUAAAGGAAACACAUUGAAAUUAACACUUUCGAGUGUUAAUUUGUAUUUCUUAACAAAAAAAAAAAUAUUUUUUCCUACUAAAAAAUAUCUCAUAACGAAAAAAAACCAACAGCUACUUUUACUGAAACGCGAAAUUGUACGUUUGGAAGGUCAACUAAGCCUGUUUUUCUGGCAGGAAAACGUAUUUAAUCCCCCCUGGAAGACCUAGGGAUAUUAAUUUAUUGAUUUAUAACAAAAAUUCUAAACAACAUAACGGUAUAAUAAAAAAAAACAAUCAUACGACGACAAACGUAUACACAAAUAGUCCAGGUAUCCUAACAUACGACCAAUUUGCCGAACAGCCAAACCAAAGAAAAAACAAAGAUAAACGAACCAGGCUAAUAGCAUUCUGUUAAAGAGAGCGUGAGAGAAAACGGAAGUAGACGUAGUGACAAAGUCACUCACCACCACUCUUCCUCGUUGUGGUUGCACCAGAAAAAAACGGCUGUCAAAACAAAAACAACGCCAAGCAAAUUGUCAUCAUUAUCGUCGUCUCAACCUCUGACAAGGACAAUAAUUAUCCUUAUACAACACUGCAGCAUCACAAAUCUCCGAACUAACCCAAUAACCUAAAAAAGAAGCAGGCUUGGCGAGACUAGACCGUAACCUCAACCUCAUUUGCAAAAAUGUUACCAUAAAUCGAGAGUUGGCGUUUGCUUUCAGCAUUUUCUGUAUGUUUGGUUUAAAGUUUCUACAUUUCGUUUUGUUAUUUUAAAAGAAAAUAAACAACAACAGCAGCAGGAAACAAAAAAAAUUUCCCUACGAAACAAGUGCCAAAUAUAUAUUUGUAUAAUUUUUGUACUAAAAACUAAAACGAGAUUUUUUGUACCACACUGUCGUUAAGCAAAAACAGUGUAACAACUACCCAACAAAGACGACCAAUUAUUCCUCCUAUUGUUUUGUUUUUUUGUCUAAUCUAAUAAUAAAAAACACCCAAAAACAGCAGAAAAGAAAUAAAUAAAUACGAAACAUCGCAAAAAAGGAAGUUCCGAUUCAACGCAUCAAGCACUUUUAAGUGCCUGAGCGAAACAAAACCAAAAAAUACAUAUAUAAAUUGCUAUAGUUGUUCUUGUUGCUGAAUCUUCAAUUUCUUCUAUAGUAGCUGCAUAUUCGAAUUUCUUUCUCUACACAAGAAAUCCAAAUAAAAAAUCACAAAAUUCCGCCGUCUAUCGCAUUUGCGUUUGCGAAACUAUUUUCUGGCGGCCUCAAGCGUAGCAGAUUUAAACCAAUGCAUUUAGGUUUGAAACAUCAUAAACCAACAAAUAAAAAGCAUCAAAAACGAUUUUCCGGCAGCAGUAAAAUAUGUCUUUAUCCCGAGGAGAAUUCCCUUUACAGGAUUCACGGGGAUCGGUGUACUGCGCGAGUGAACCGGACCCAAUUGGUCGAAUCCAGUACGAGUCGGGAAGGCUCGUUCAAUCUAAUGCCACCCUCGGUCAUCAAAGGCAACUCGACAGCCGCUCAGCCAUUGACGGCAAUUCCACCGAAAUUAUUGAAGUCAUCUGUGAACCGCAGUAUAAGCGAGAAAGUGAAGCGGGUGAAUUGCCCAUUGUGGCCUGUUCCCAGCCACCGGCACCAUCGUUACUCACCGAAUGCCAGCAAUCGAGUGGUUCCCUCUUCUCAAUUGUCUCAGCACCGCCGGUGCCGUUGGCUGACCUUGAAAACAAACAAAUGGAUUCGCUCGGUGUCGGAUUGCAACCGAGCUUUGGCCUGCAAAUGGGAGGUAGUGCCCAGAAUCCCUUCAUUUCAACGCACUCGACGGUAUCGAUUGGCGACGUUGCCGCAUCGGCUCCCGGCUCAGCGACCUCAACAAUACCCCGGCGUCCGGCAUCGUUGCCCAUUGAGACACCCUACUGUCCGGCACCGGCCAGCCGAACCCUUCAUGCCAGUUUGUUGGAGCAUCAGAUAUCGGAAAUUGAGGAGGACGACAAUGAAAACCUGUUAACGGUAUCAAGCAUAACAGCACGGCCGUUAAUAGCCAAAUCCCGGGAAAUUCGAUCGCACCGCAAUGGCUGCGAUGGCGGCACGGAUAAACGCGGCAAGCGUGGCGGCAAGUCGAAGAGUGGUGGGGGUGUACAGAAGGCACCCAGUGGCAUUUCCAGCAUCUCGAGUGCCCGGGAUCGUGUCAGCUCCGGUCACCCACCGUCAUCACGUUCCUCGGUUAGCACAGAUCCGCCGGACGGUGGUUAUGGUUGGUUCAUUGUCUUCGGGGCAUUUUCGGUGCAAUUUUGGGUGGCGGGUCUGGUCAAGUCCUAUGGAGUGUUGUAUGUGGAAAUCAUGGAGACAUUUCCCAGUUCUACAGCCACGGUGGCCUCAUGGAUACCGGCCAUCCUGUCGGCCUUGUGUUUGGCUUUGGCUCCCGUUUCGAGUGCAUUGUGUCAGAGAUUUUCGUGUCGUACGGUGGUGUUUGUGGGCGGUCUUUUCUGUGCCCUGGGCAUGACACUGAGUUACUUUGCCACCAGCUUGGUCCAUCUACUCUUUACGUUCGGCAUCUUGACAGGUAUUGGUGGUGGCCUAUCGACAACACCGGGCAUUGUAAUUGUCUCACAAUAUUUCGAUAAACACCGGGCCUUGGCGAAUGGCAUCUGUGUUUCGGGUACCGCAACUGGAAGUUUUAUAUUGCCGGUGCUAAUCAAACAUUUGGCUGAGAAUUUUGGAUUUCAUGGCACCAUUUUAAUCUUGGGAUUCUGCAUGUUCGAUGUAUGUCUAUCGGCUUUGCUGUAUCGACCACUCGAAUCUAUGCAAAACGAUGAGAAAAUAACGGAAGAGGAAGAUGCCACCAAGCCGUUGAAUGAUAUAAAUCCUAGCAACAUUGAUAUGUUGACCAACUCCACAUAUUUGGAUACCUGCGAUGAUGGCCUGAAUACGAAAUUUAUUGAACACCUUUUUAUGGAAGAAUCGAAAAAUCGUCUCAACGAUUAUUACAAUAAUCGAUAUAACGCUUCUGAAAAAUCUGUUCCUAAUUGUGCCCAAGAGAGCGACGAUGAAAUCAAGGACAUCAUUGGCGAAACUACAUUCAUCAAGCCCAUGAAAAAGGUACGCAGUUCGGGCAUAAUGCAUUCCGUUGAAGAUCUAAGCACCACCUCGACCUGGGUGUAUCGUAAAAAUUCCGGCACCGAAUCAAAUCGAGCUUCGCGACGUCGUCGUCCCAAUGUCUUUGCCAAUGAUGAGAUUAUUUCCAAGAUACAGGCCCAUUUGGAGAAGCCUCUAUCACCGCCUACGGUUGUGACGCGUGGCUUGAGCAAGAGCAUGGAAAUACCCACACCCAUCAGCAGUAUGAGCGAACAAAAGUCAUCGGAAAAUCCCCAACAGAAUGGCAGCAUUAUUGGCAUCAAUUCUCUCGAAGAGGAAGAAGUCGACGACGAUGUUCCUUUGACGUGCUACGAGCGCAUAGAAAUCUAUUUGGAUAUAAGUUUAUUAAAGGAUCCGACAUUUAUAUUAAUGUGUCUAUCGGUGACCCUAAUGUCGGUGGGUUGUCCCUAUAUGUUGUAUUAUUUACCGGCCCAUGUUAUAUCGAUUGGUUACAAUAAAAGUGAAGCUGGUUAUUUGGUAACGGUAAGCGCUGUCUUGGAUUUGGUGGGACGUUUGGGUCUGGGUUGGCUAUCCGAUUUGCAGUUAUUUGAUCGCAGGAAGAUCUAUAUUGUGUGUAUCUUCGGUGCUGGUCUCUCCGUACUCACCAUACCCUCAGAGUACACCAUCUAUUUGGUUGGCCUGUCUGCGGCAAUUUACGGCUUUUGUUUGGGCAGUUGGUAUGUCCUGAUGCCUGUCUUGUUGGCCGAUAUCUUUGGUACGGAUCGCAUUAGUUCCAGUUAUGGUCUCGUCCGGAUGUUUCAAUCGAUUGGCGCCAUAUCGGUUCCACCGUUGGCUGGAUUUUUACGUGAUCUCUCGGGUAGUUAUGUUAUUGUUUUCUAUUGUAUGGGUUCCUGUAUGGUAUUAGGUUGUCUACCGUUGGUUGUGUGGGCCGUCUUGGAGUGUCGUGAACGUAAGCUGUAUCAGGCUAAUGAUAAUGAGGAUAACUCAUCUGUAUCGUAAACUAAAGGAGAACAUUAAAACUAUUUGUAUUUUUUAAGAAAAAGUAAACAACAACAAAAAACAAAACGAGACGGAAUAGAUGUCUUUGGUUUAGUGAGUAGUCAGGAUUUUUUACCCCGUAGA